This is a messenger RNA of Melozone crissalis (California towhee), 6570 nucleotides long. It is a transcript of the gene FER1L5, whose product is annotated as fer-1 like family member 5. Gene Ontology annotation, cellular component: cytoplasmic vesicle; T-tubule; membrane. Gene Ontology annotation, molecular function: calcium ion binding; calcium-dependent phospholipid binding. The coding region runs from base 1 to 6570 and encodes 2189 amino acids. Gene Ontology annotation, biological process: macrophage activation involved in immune response; vesicle fusion; negative regulation of phagocytosis. Lineage: Eukaryota; Metazoa; Chordata; Aves; Passeriformes; Passerellidae. The record is from RefSeq and is a predicted model, not a curated record. The transcript is spliced from 52 exons.
AUGGCGGGAGCCCCGCCCCCUGCGCCCGCCCCUCUCGACAGCGCCGCCGCCGCCGCCCGCCCCUCAGCGCGCGUGCGCGGGGCGCGCUCCCGCCCCUCCUCAGCGCGCCUGCGCCGGGCGCGCUCCCGUCUCUCGGUGUGCGACACUGCGCGCUCCCGCGGGGUGUCACGGGGCGUCCCGCGUGGGGACGCCUCGGGGACGCGGUUACCGGUGACAGCCCCCGCGCUGCCACCCGCCGUUGGCGCUCGGACACGGCGAGCCAACCGCCGCGCUGCUGGCCAGCGGGCUGGUGGCACCUGGGGCUGGCACUGCGGUGGCAGCCCCUCGGUGACACACCUGCCGCCGGUGCCCGAACCUCGGGGGUGGCACUGCGGUGGCACCCCUGGUGACAAACCUGCAGCCGGUGACAGCAUCGCGGGGUUGGCACACUGGUGUCGCCCCCUGGUGACAAACCUGCAGUCAUUACCGGUGACAAUUACCGGUGACAGCGCCUCGGGGGUGGCACUGCGGUGGCACCCCUUUGGUGACAAACCUGCAGCCAUCACCGGUGACAGCGCCUCGGGGCGCUCCGUGGCCAUGCUGCGCUGCCACGUGGUCGCCGUCCACAUUCCCGGGGCCACCGGCUUCGGUCCCGGUGUCCUGCUGUCCGUCUGCUUCCGAGGCGUCCCCAGGAGAACCCGGGUGGUGCCCGAGGAGCGCAGCCUCACCUGGAAUGAGGAGCUGGUGUGGCCGCUGGACACGUGUCCCCUGAGAGCCACGGACACGCUGGGGCUGCGCCUGUGGCGUGGGGACUGCCUGCUGCCCCGGGAGGACCUGGGUGCCACCACGGUGUCACUGAGCGAGCUGGUGGCCAGCCCCAGGCUGCCGAUGGCCGUCAGGGACAUCCCGCUGCUGGACCACCGGGAGCGGCCCACGGGGUGCACCGUCACCCUCCGCUGCUACCACGACCCGCACGGCGAGCCCGGGGACGUCCCUGUCACCGCCGGGCACGGCCAGGUGGCCCUGGAGCCACCGGAGGUGGCACCUGCGGACAGGAAAGAGGAUUUCCAGGUGCGGGUGAGGGUCAUCAAGGGCCGCCAGCUGCGGGGCAAUGCCAUCAAGCCCGUGGUGAGGGUGCAGAUCGGGAGGCAGCGCUUCCACAGCCGCAGCCGGAGCGGGAACAACCCCUACUUCAACGAGGUGUUCUGCCAGGAUUUCCACAUGGCGCCGGAGCAGCUGGUGGCACUGCCCAUCCAGAUCCAGGUGCUCCGUUCACCAAACAUCUGCACCAAACCCAUCAUUGGCGUCUUUGAGCUCGACGUUGGCACCAUCUACUCUGCCCCAGGGCGCAGCCUGAGCGGGAAGUGGCUGAGCCUGCAGCACCCGCGGCACCGCGACCGCCGCUCGCAGGGCUUCCUGCAGGUCAGCCUGGUGGUGCGCCGCGCCGGGGAGCGCGCCCAGGAGCAGGAGGUGCCGCCGGGGGACGAGGACGUGGAGGCCAACCUGCUGCGGCCACCGCCCUGCGCCACCACGCUGCAGAUCCGCGUGUUCCGCGCCGAGGACCUGCCGUGGGGUGGGGACACCGGGGUGUGGCGUGGGGACACCGGGGUGUGGCAGCCGGCGCGGCCGUGCCUGGGCGGCGCCGCGGGCUCGCUGAAGGCGUCGGUGCGGGUCGGCUUUGCGGGCAGGACGCUCUGCACCCGCGGGGUCCCCGCCGAUGCCAGCCCCGAGUGGAACGAGGUUCUGUCCUUCCCCCUGCGGCUGCCGCCCAUCUGCGACGAGAUCCUGCUGGAAAUCCUGCGUGGGUCGUGCCGGGGCAAAGCCGUGGGCAGGGCCACCCUGCGGCUGUCCCAAAUCUCCCGGGAGCCCAAGGAGCUCGAGGAGGGGACCCCCGGGUUCUCCCCCACCUUCGGGCCCAGCUUCCUGCCCUUCUACGGCCCCCGGCCGGACGCUGCCAGGGACUCGGGGCCGGUUUUCCGGGGCCGCCUGCUGCUGGAGCUCUGCACCCACACGGGGACCCCGCCGGGGCGGCAGCGCGACGCCGUGGCCCCGGUGGACGCCGAGCGGGCGCAGAGCCGCCUGCCCCGCUGCCAGCUGGGGCUCUGCGGGGUUUUCUACUCGGCCACGGCCGUGCCCGGCGGCCCCGAGGCGCUGAGCCUGGAGCUGGGCAUGGGUGGCACCGCGGCCGCCACCGCGCCCGCCCUGCCCGCCUUCGACGGGAACCUCUACCACUACCUGCCGUGGUUUGGGGACAAACCUGUGGCCGCUGUCACCUCGCAGUGGGAGGACGCCGGGCACCGCUGGGACAGCCUGAACCUCCUGCGAGCGCUGUGCCAGCACCUGGAGGAGAACCUGGCCAAGCUGCAGGGACACCACGGGGACACCAGCGGGGACAUCGGGACGAAGCUGCUGCGGGAGCUGGAGCAGGACUGCGAGGCCACCCUGCAGUACCUGGAGGAGCAGCCCGUCCUGACCGCCCUGGACCAGCAGCUGCGGAGCUGCCGGCGGCGCCUCCUGCAGCGGCUGCAGCGCGAGGCCAGGGCCGACGGCCGCCACGGGGACACCCUGGGGACGGUGGCCCGGGGGUGGCUGCGGCGCGCGGCCGCGCUGGCCGUGGAGCCCCAGGCCGGUGUCCCCGACGUGCAGCUGUGGCUGCUGCGGGGCCAGACACGGGUGGCCUCGGCCCGUGUCCCCGCCACCGAUGUCCUGCACUCCCCGAACGGCCCCGGCGCCUGCGGCCAACUCUGCGGGAGGAUCGUCACCCUGUUCCUGGGCUGCGGGGACAGCCAGGCCCAGGUGCGAGUGUGGCUGUGGCUGGGCCGAGUGGCCGAGAGCGGCGAGCUGGCCGGGCUGCUCGGGGGGAGCCUGCGCUUCUACUGCCAGAUGUUCGAGAACCAGACGCGCCUGUUGGGGACGUGGGGGCCCCGGCUGUUUUUGGGGCGCCCCACGUUCUCCGACAGCUCCGGCCGGGCCCUGCCCCCCCCGGAGGAGCUGCGGCCCCCCAAGGGAUGGAGCUGGGACGGGCCCUGGAGCGUGGAGCGGCCGCGGCGGCGGGUGCCAGCACGGGCAGAGGGCGCAGGGACCGUGGUGCUGGAGGAGCUCUAUGAGAACCAGAGCCGAGAGCCCGGUGGGGACUGGACCAGCACGGCCAGCACGGACGCCGUGAGUGGGGGACAGCGUGGGGACAGCACGGGUGACACCGGAGUGUCACAGCUCAGCGCCCGCCUGGUUUUACAGAAGGGAGUGGCAGUGCCACCAAAAGAAGAGGUGGCGUGUCCCCAGGGCUGGCACGUCACCAGUGACUGGCAGGUGGACGUGGAGGGGGCUGAGGAUGAGGACGGUUGGCACUACGGGGUGGGCACGGAGGAUGGCAGCCCCCCGGCAGCGUGGCACAGCGAGGGACAGCAGUGCCACACCCUGCGGCGCCGGCGCUGGCUCCGGGUCCGCCACAGGGACAGCGACAGCUGGGCACAGGACACGGACACCUGCAGCAGCCUGGACCCCGAGGAGCUGUGGGAGGACGAGGCCUGGCAGCCCGAGUGCUUCUGGGGCUGCACCUUCCAGCCCAAGGUCCCGGCCGGGCCCCGGUGCCGCCGGCGGCGCUGGCAGCGCUGCCUGGUGCCCGCCGAGCCCGGGGCCACCGUGGCACCCGUGUUCCUGCUCCGGGAAGCCCCGGACACCGAGGAGCCGGCCCAGGACAGUCCAGAGGUGGCCCUGCAGCAGCCACCGCCCUUCAUCCUCUGCAGCUUCCAACGCCCCGGCCGCUUCCAGCUCCGCUGUUACAUCUUCCAGGCGCUGGAUCUGGCGCCCGGCAGCUCCAGGACCUCCAUAGAUGCCACCGCGCACGUGUCGUUCGUGUCCCUGAGCCAGCGCACGGGGACGGCGCGCGGGGCCCUGGACCCGCGCUGGGAGCAGACGCUGCUGUUCCCCCGGGUGCCGCUGUUCGGGGACCCCCGAGGCGUCGGGAGGGACCCCCCGGCCGUGGUGGUGGAGGUGUGGGACCAGCGGGGACAGGGCCCCGCGGUGCUCCUGGGCCGCUGCGUGUGCUCCCCGCGGGUCUGGCUGGACGCGGCGCUCCGGGAGCCGCCCCGGCUGCAGCCCCACGCGCUGCGGGGCCCGCGGGGCGCGGCCGGGGAGCUGCUGGCGGCCUUCGAGCUCCUGCAGGAGCCCCAGGACGGGUCCCCGGCUCCGCUCAGCCCCCCGCCCCUGAGCAAGGACGGGUUCGGCAUCCCCCCGGAGCUGCGGCCGCGCCUGCAGUGGGUGGCGCUGGAGGUGCUGGCCUGGGGGCUGCGGGGGCUGCGCGGGGCCGUGCGGGAGCCGCGCCUGGAGCUGCAGUGGGGGGAGCAGAGCCUGUGGACGCCCCCCAUCGAGGACAUGGCCACCAACCCCAACUUCCCCAGCAACGCCUUCCUGCUCACCCUGGUGAGGGCAGGAGCGGGCCCGGGGGUGGCUGCGGUGACCGGGCUGUCCCUGACCUGUGCCCGGCCGUGCCCGCAGGCGCUGCCCGAGCAGGAGCGCUUCGUGCCGCCCGUCCGCCUGCGGCUCUGGCACCGCGCGGGCGCCGAGCGGCAGCUGCUGCUGGGCCAGGCCAGCGUCAGGGAGCUGGGCCGGUACCGGUGCCCCCCGCCCUGCCAGGAGCCUGGCAACGGCUCUGACACAGUUGUGUCAAUGCCAGACGAGCUCCUCUCCGUGCCCGCCUCCUCCAGCCCCUGCAGGCGUUGGUGUUCCCAGUUCCUGGCCAUGGCCAUGUCCCCGGCCAGGAUGGCUCAGGACCUGCUGGGCUACCUGAGGAGCAGGCGGGCUGAGGAUGAGAUCUACGGCUGCGAGCUGGAGGCCGUGCCCGAGUUCCAGGCGCUGCAGGAUUUCUGCCAGAGCUUCCCCCUGUGCAAACCCGGCCGCGCCCCCGAGCCCGUGGGCACCUUCAAGGGGCUGUUCCGCAUCUACCCCGUGCCCGAGGGCGCCGCGGCCCCGCCCGGCCCGCGCUGCUUCCAGCGGCUGCCGCCCGCGCAGCCCCAGCCCUGCCUGGUGCGCGUCUACGUGGUGCGAGCCUUCGACCUGUCCCCCCGCGAUGUCACCGGCCUGAGCGAUCCCUACGUGCGGGUGGCGCUGGGCAAGAGGACGCUGGGGCAGCGCGACCACUACGUGCCCAACACCCUGGAGCCCGUCUUCGGCAGGAUGUUCGAGCUGACGGCCACCAUCCCCCUGGAGAAGGACCUGCGGGUGACAAUCAUGGACCACGACAAGGUGCCCCCGGACCAGGAGAUCGGCAGCACCACCAUCGACCUGGAGGACCGGCUGCUGUCCCACCACCGCGCCCACUGCGGGCUGCCCGGCCUGUACCACACCGCGGGCCCCGCGUGCUGGCGGGACCAGCUGUGCCCCAGCCGGGCCCUGGAGCUGCUGGCGGCCGCCCGGGGGCUGCGCGGGCCCCGCUUCAGCCGCGGGGGCACCGCCCUGAGCCUGGGCGGGCAGCGCUUCCUGCUCAAACACUUCGAGCGGCGCCGCCCCCCGCCCCGCCACGCCGGGGCCCCCCGGGAGCGCCUGGCCCUGCACGUGCUGAACCGGUGCGAGCUCGUCCCGGAGCACCUGGAGACGCGCGGGCUGCAGAGCCACGCCCGGCCCGGCCUCGAGCAGGGCAAGGUGCAGAUGUGGGUGGACAUUUUCCCCACCAGCCUCGGCCCCCCCGGGCCCCCCGUGAACAUCGACCCCCGCCAGGCCGAGGGGUACGAGCUGCGCUGCGUGGUGUGGAACGUGCGGGACACGGAGCCCGGGGACAUCAACCUGCUGGGCCAGCGCAUGAGUGACAUCUACGUGUCCGGGUGGCUGGACGGGCUCCCCGAGCAGCGGCAGCACACCGACAUCCACUAUCGCUCCCUGGACGGCCGCGGCGCCUUCAACUGGCGCUUCGUGUUCCCCUUCGAGUUCCUGGCGGCUGAGAAGCUCUGCGCCAUCCGCCGCAAGGAGCACGUGUGGAGCCUGGACGAGACCCUGCUGAAGGUGCCGCCCAAGCUCAUCCUGCAGGUGUGGGACAAUGACAAGUUCAAGGCGGACGAUCUGCUGGGGAUCCUGGAGCUGGAGCUGACCCGGCUGCCCCGCCCGGCCCGCAGCGCCCGCCUGUGCCGGGCCUCGCCGUCGGAGCUGCCCUGGUUCUCGUGGCCCUGGUUCUCCCUGCCCGGCUUCCUCCGGCCCCUGAACCUGUUCCGCAGGCGGAGGGCGCGGGGCUGGUGGCCCUGCACCAUGCACGAGGACGGCGGCCAGCGCCUCUCGGGGAAGCUGGAGCUGAGCCUGGAGCUGCUGUCGGCGCAGGAGGCCGAGGAGCGGCCGGUGGGGAAGGGCCGGGAGGAGCCCAACAAGCACCCGACCCUGCCCGAGCCCAGGCGCCCCAAGUCCUCGUUCCUGUGGCUGACCUCUCCCCUCCGCCUCAUCCGCUACGGCGUCCGCUGGCACUGCCUGCUGUGGCUCGGGCUGGGGCUGGCGGCGCUGCUGCUGCUCCUGCUGCUCCAUUCCUUCUUCCCGAGCACCCUCAGGGUGAAGGUGGCUGAGGCGCCCCCGCUCCUGCCGGCCACGAAGCAUCCCCGGAGCGAAGGCUGA